Messenger RNA from Crotalus tigris (Tiger rattlesnake), 3889 nucleotides. It is a transcript of the gene TCOF1, whose product is annotated as treacle ribosome biogenesis factor 1. The transcript is spliced from 19 exons. The record is from RefSeq and is a predicted model, not a curated record. Bases 144 to 3353 code for a protein of 1069 amino acids. NCBI's taxonomy places the organism in Eukaryota, Metazoa, Chordata, Lepidosauria, Squamata, Viperidae. Gene Ontology annotation, molecular function: protein binding.
AUGCAUGGUCAAAGGGUAGAAGCACAGGCAGUUUGGGGCAUGCGGUUAGUCCGUCGCCUGUUCUGCACGCGGGGCCUGCGAUCGUAGUCAUGCGUGUGGGAUAGAGGUUGUUGUUUCCCCACCCCCACACGCGCGGCGAGAGCAUGACGGCAGCUGAGAGAGAGCAGAAAGAGCUGCUGGCUCUGAUGCACCAGCAGUUGGUCCAAAUGGGUUAUGAGAAAGCAGCCAAGGAGUUGCUGAAGCAGAGCGGCCAGAAGACUUUCCCAUCAUCUCAUAUUUCUCUAAAAGAGAUCAUCGCUCAGUGGAGAAAGACUUUCUUGCAAAAUCGAAAACAAAAUAUGACCAUAGAAACCAAGAGAGGCACUCCAGUAAAGAUCAGAAUUCCUGACCCCAAGAGCAGCUCUGAGAGCUCAGAGGAGGAGGAGCAAGCAGCAGGAACCGUAAAAAAUAAUCUGCCUGCCAAUAACAGCACCAAGUCAACAAAGACAGUAACUAAAGAAGAGAGUAGCAGCGAAGAUUCAGAUUCAUCUUCUGAAGAGGAAGAGGAAGCAGUUGCCAAAACGACUGACAAAAACCCCGUGGCUAGGAACAAAACUGAACUUCUGCAACUGGCUGAUCAAAAUGCUAAUUCUGUCCCAGGAAAGGGGGUGACUGUUGCUGCUGCCCAAGCAAAAGGAGAGCAGAACAAAUCUGCUUCAAAUAAGUCCCUGCCUCCAGCUGCGAGAAAAGCAGGGCCAAAUAAAGUUCUUUUUAGCAAAGCAGGACCUCCUGCGCAGUCACUGAUUUCAGGAGGGCAAAAAACAACACAGACCACAAAGACAGCAGAGAGCUCCGAAAGCAGCAGCAGCAGCAGCAGCAGCUCAUCUGAGAGUGAAGAAGAAACAACUUUGACCACAGUAAAAGCCCCACCUUCCAAACCAGCUUUAAAGAAGGCAGCGAGCACAAGCAAGGACUCAAGUGAUGAUUCUGACUCUGAAGACGGGACAAAAGCACCAACAGUCCAAAUUAAAGCAGCUGUGCAAAAUCCCCCGAUCAGUAGUCCACUGCUGAACAAGUCACCUGUCACUCCUGGAUAUUCUGCAAGAAAUACAGUAAAGGUAACCACACCAAAACAAGCCAGUGCAAAAUCUGGAAAUGCAAACAGAAGCCCAGAAUCAACAGACACUUCAGAAACUACUGACUCAUCGGAUAAUGAGACUAAAGCACCUGCUUCAGUAUCACAGGCCUUCAAAGUACCAGCAAAAAAUGCAGCUGCAAGUCCAUUAAAGAAGACAGUUUCUGCUUCUGUUCCCUCAAAAUCCACCCAGAAGGCUCCCACAACCAGCUUAUCAAAACCACCGCCUCCUUCAAAAGAAGCUCAGAGCUCAGACAGCAGUGACUCAUCAUCCGAGAGUGACAAUGAGACUCUGCCGGUUCCCAUAAGUCAGAAGGCCUUCAAAGCACCGGAGAAAAAUGCAGCAUCAAGUCCAUCAAAGAAGGCAAUUUCUGCUUCUAUUCCAUCAAAAUCCACCCAGAAGGCUCCUGCAACCAGCCUAUCAAAACCACCGGCUCCUUCAAAAGCAGCUCAGAGUUCAGAUAGCAGUGACUCAUCAUCUGAGAGUGACAAUGAGACUCUGCCGGUUCCCAUAAGUCAGAAGGUGCAGAGAUUAGCAAUUCCACACCCUUCUGUGAGGACCAGACAAAAUCAGGCCAAUCAGCCUGGGAUCCUACCCAAAGCUGCACCAGGUACUUUGAAGGAGAAGAAAGCACAGAAUGAAAGCAGCAGCAGCAGCAGCUCCUCUGACAGUGAGGAUGAAACUGACCUUACAACAAGCAAACUGCCAGCUCCACCUGCCCCCAAAGCAACUCGUGCAGUUCAAAGUGUAGGUACGUUGAAGCCCCAGCCUCCAAAGGGAUCCCAUCAGAAGGCCCAGCAGAGCGAAGAUAGUAGUGAAGAUUCAAGUGAUGACUCUGACUCUGAGGAAGAUAGAGUGGUCACUCAGAAACCAGCAGGUAAACCCGCUACCAGUCCUGUGAAAAGCGUGACAGCCAAGAAUGCAGGGCUCACAUCAAGCAAACCUCAGCCAGCAGGGAAAGCGGGGACAACCUCAACAAAAGCAGGAACUGCCCCUGUUCCAAAAAUCUCCGAGAGCUCAGAGAGCAGCAGCUCUGAUUCUUCAGAUGGCAAAGAAGCUGAGAAGCCAGCAAAGCAGCCUCCUAUUCACCCCUUUUUUAAGCAGAUGACUGCUAAAGUGGUCACUCCCUCAGGAAAGGGCGUACAGACCAACUUAAAUACAUCUGGUGCUGCUUCCAACAAAUCCCAGAGUUCUGCCACAAAAGCAACAGGGAAGGAAGAACAAAUUCCCUCCCAAAAGGCUAAACUGAGCCAGGGACAGGCUCCGGCUGUUAAGUCCCCUGGAGUCACCAUACGUAAGGAGAGCUCCUCAGACAGUUCCUCGGACAGCAGUGAGGAAGAAGCAAAACCUUUGACAACAGCCAAGCCUCCGGCACUGCCUGCCACCCAGCAGAAACAAGAGGCAAAAAAAGAGUCAGAGAGCUCAUCUGAGGAGUCCAGUGAUGAAGAACAAGAAGCUUCUCAGUCUCUUUUAACAGGGCUAUCAGGUCCUCACAAGAUCCAGGCAUCCACUGUGGCAGCAAGUCCUCUGCUAUCCAAACAGGGUUCUGGGAAAGUUAGUAGUCUGACUGCCAGUGCUGCUCAAGCAAAGUCUCCUUUGAAGCCAGCUCCUGCUGAUAGCGCAUCAUCGACUGACAGCUCUUCAAGCGAUAGCGAAGAGAUCACCUCGUUGCCGUCUUCUGGAAAGGACACAGCGGCUGCUAAGGGAAAGAGGCCAGGGAAACGAGGACUGGAGAGCACCAGCUCCAAGCCUCUCCCAGCAAAGAAAGCUGCUGCAAAAGCUCAGAGCAAUGGCCAAGCCCAAGAGGCCUCUGCGGCACCGUUGCCAGAAUCACUUGCUCCAUCGUUCAAAGCUCUCCCUGGGAACAAGGAACAAGGAGGGAUCCAAGAAGGUGCCCGGGCUAACCCUGUGGCAAAGGCCAAGACAACCAAAACUGGAAAGAAAGAGAAGCCAUCCAAGAAACGGAAACUGGCCGAUGGGGACACUGGCCCUGGGGUUUCAAAGGGCAAGAAGCUUAAAAUGCAGAGCGAGGAAGAGAUGCCGGUAAAGAAGAAGAAAAAGAAGAAGAAAUCCAAGUCUUCAGACAGCAUCAAGUCAACAAAGAAAAAAGACAGCAAAGAAAAGAAGUCUGAUAAAAAGAAAAAAAAGAGAAAAAAUGUGGAGAGACCUGAUGCAGAUGGGUCACAGAAGAAAAAGAAGAAAAAGAAGAAAACCGACAACCUUCAAAAAGAGGCAUGAACAUUGGCUUUGUAAUUCAACAUGAAGAAUGGUAGUAUAUUCAUCAGAAAGGAAUUAUUCAUUUAUAUUUUUUAAACAACAAAACCAAAUGUCAGAGAUUGAAUUUAACUUAUAACUAUUUUUACUGAUGACUUUUAAAGCUAAGAAACUGCUUCAAGUGACCUGGAUAUGGGCUUGGUAGAAGGAUACAACUUGUACCAUUGAGCAAAGUGAUCUGGAUGUCUGAAGAGAUCUCAGAGGAGGCAUGUGCAGAGACAAAAAGUUUGUUUUGUUUAUUGAAGAAUUUUUAAAUUGCUGUUUCUCCUUCCUUUCUUCCCUUUCCUUGACACUUAAGAGUUAUAUUUUUAAAGUAACACCUCAUCCCUUCCCUCCUGCUAAUUUUUUUAAAUCAACUUUUUAUUUUCAUUUUUAGGAAAGGACAUCCUUUGUCUCUCUUUAUGUCCAACAUGUACAAAAUUGUGUUGUCUCUGGAUUGGCUUUCUGUCUCAUCCUUCCUCUUUUUAUUAAUAAAAGAUAAAAGAUUUUGACUGGAAAAA